Molecule: messenger RNA, 1109 nt
Organism: Daucus carota subsp. sativus
Lineage: Eukaryota; Viridiplantae; Streptophyta; Magnoliopsida; Apiales; Apiaceae
Product: ras-related protein RABA5e
Exons: 2
Coding region: 151-798 (215 amino acids)
Biological process (GO): vesicle-mediated transport
Molecular function (GO): GTP binding; GTPase activity
Source: RefSeq, a predicted model, not a curated record
AAAUGCAAUAAUGGAUGUGGCGCGUCAAAAGUAGCAUGUAGAUGUAGUUGCAUGUCAUUAUGACAAAUCAAUUGCCAGCCUUUCUAUUACACUUGUUCCUCCCAUUAUUUAUUCUGAUCUCCAACAUUCUUUUCUCUAUUUUUCUUCCAAAUGGAUUCAAGUGAUGAUGAAGGAGAGGAGUAUCUCUUCAAAGUAGUGAUCAUCGGAGACUCUGCAGUAGGAAAAUCCAAUCUCCUGUCACGUUACUCGCGGAACGAGUUCAAUCUGCACUCCAAGGCCACAAUUGGAGUGGAGUUUCAGACUCAGACCAUGGAAUUUGAUGGCAAGGAGGUUAAGGCACAGAUUUGGGACACUGCAGGCCAAGAACGCUUUCGCGCUGUCACCUCUGCGUACUACCGCGGCACUCUUGGUGCACUCAUCGUGUAUGAUAUCACUCGUCGUACCACUUUUGAUAGUGUCAGGCGAUGGCUUCAAGAACUUAAGACUCAUUCUGAUACAACUGUGACAAAAAUGUUGGUUGGGAACAAGAAAGAUUUAGCCAACAUCAGGAGUGUUAGCGUGGAAGAAGGCGCUAAGCUUGCAGAGGAAGAAGGGCUGUUCUUCACGGAAACUUCUGCACUUGACUCUACAAAUGUUAACAAGGCAUUUGAAUUUGUUAUAGGAGAGAUCUAUAAUAAUGUUAGCCGUAGAGUCUUGAAUUCGGAUUCAUAUAAACCAGACUUGUCCGCCAAUAGGAGGGUCAGCCUCGUGAGCACUGGAGCUGAUGAACCAAAGCAAAGUUCAUGCUGUUUAAGAUGAUUCAAUUUCUCUGAAGAACUUUUUCAUCGCGUCUUAUCAAUUAUAGUGUCAUGGCGUCGCCUUAACUUCUUAAAUCCAUACCUUAUCAUCAUUAUUGGUAUAUUGCAUAUUUUUGUAUACAUUAGUUUUGUAAGUGUUAGGGGAGAGGAAAUGAGAAUUCGGCCUUGUGAUCGUGCCAGGGCUGGGGAGUGGGGAUGAGGCCUCGCCUCCAGAUCGAUGGAUGAGCAUUUGCAGCCAGAUCACAUUGUACAACCAUUGACCAUUGUCAUUCAAAUAUACUUCGGUUUUUUAAUAAAAUUAAGUUUUGUGCA